UACAUGACACUCCGCCCCUUCCUAUCCCUGCUGCUCGCGCUGGUCCUCCCGGCAAGCUCUGCGCUGGUUCUCCCGGCGGGCGGUCGCCUCGCGCCUCGGCUCGCCGUGCGCCCGCCUCGCGCCCACGCAGCGCCGCCUCGCUGCUCGUCCGCCGCCUCGCCGGGCGCCAGCGAGAGCGGCAGCAGCGGCAGCAAUGCGCCGCGGCGGCGUCGGCUGCUGCCGCGGCUCCCGCUGGCGAGCGGCUCCGGGGGUCGGAUGCGCGUGCCGCCUUGGCUCGAUCGCCUCGCCACCCGCGCGUCCAAGAUGCGCUGGCUGCGGCUGCUCUACGUGUUUCUGCUCGCGGCGCUCGUGCCCGUGCUGCUGGGGCGGCGCGCUCCGCCGCAGCGGGCGGUCGAGGUCUCGUACGCCGCCUUCAUGCAGCUUGCGGCGCGCGAGAGCGGCCGCAUCAGCGGCCUCCGCCUCUCUCUCUCGCGGUACGGCUUCCUGCUCGACGGCGCUCCAGCCUUCACGCGGCCGGUGCGGGCGCCGUCGGACCUGGUCUGGUUCCUACACAAGCACGGCGUCGACUUCCGCGCCGCGCCCGCCUCUGCCGCCGGCGCCCUCCUCCCACUCCUCUUCCCCCUGCUCUGGCUCGGCGCGCUCUACUCGAUGAUGCGCCGGCAGAUGGGCGGGCAGGGCAACGUGUCGAAGCGGGCGUCGGCGCAGCUCCUCGCGGCGGACGGCCUUUCCUUCGAGGACGUCGCCGGCAUCGACGCCGCCAAGGAGGAGGUGCGCGAGGUUGUGGCGAUGCUCAAGAGCCCGGCCACUUACGCCGCCGCCGGCGCGCGGCUGCCGUCGGGCGUGCUGAUGUGCGGGCCGCCCGGCACGGGCAAGACGCUCCUCGCCCGCGUCAUGGCGGCGCAGGCGGGCGUGCCGUUCUUCUACUGCUCGGGGUCUGACUUCGUCGAGCUCUUCGUCGGGCGCGGCGCCGCCCGCAUGCGCGCCCUCUUCAAAGAGGCUGCCGCCGUGUCCCCGUGUAUCGUCUUUGUGGACGAACUCGACGCGCUCGGCAAGCAGCGGUCGAUGCGGCUCGCGGGGUCUAACGACGAGGUCGAGCAGACGCUCAACCAGAUGCUCGCAUGUAUGGAUGGGCUCGGGGGGGAGUCGAGGGAUAUCGUCGUCAUCGGCGCUACCAACCGGUACGACAUCCUCGACCCCGCCCUCACCCGGCCUGGCCGCUUCGACCGCCUUGUGCGCAUCGAGCUGCCCGACGAGGCGGGGCGGCUCAACACGCUGCGCGUGCACACCAAGUCCCUCGCCCUCGCCCCCGACGUCUCGCUACGCAAGGUUGCGGCCGCGACGCCAACAUUCUCAGGAGCGGAGCUCGCCGCUCUGACCAACGAGGCUGCGAUCCGCUCCGUGCGCCGCGCCGUCGCCAGUAUUGCGAGCGAGCAGGGCGGCGGCGGCGGCGGCGGCGCGGGGAUGGCCAUGCCGGCGCACAGUGGCGCGGGCGGGCCAGUCACUAUGGCUGACUUCGACUCUGCGCUGGUCGACUUUGUGACUUCGCGGCGCAAGGGGCCAGUCGGCGGGCUCCUCGGCAAGGUCCUCGGCUAGUGUUGCUUGCCAGGCGCCUGCCCCCUCUACUGCUGCCCCCUCCCCGGCAAUACGGCGGGGCCACUCUCCUGCGAGCUUGCGUGAGGAGUGGGUGGGGGCGGGAGAGCAGCUGAACACGGGCGGGCGGCGGCGGACUCCGGCUCGCGUGUCGACCAUGGACUCCGCUGCUGCACGCCAGCGCAACGCGCGCGCGCAGUCCGUGAGGACAUCGUGCGGGUUCGAUGCGAGAGGGAGAGAGCGAGAGCGAGAGCGAGAGAGAUGUUACUAUGCGCGAAAAACACAUCGUACAGUUU
Emiliania huxleyi CCMP1516 is the source of this 1886-nucleotide messenger RNA. Its product is annotated as ATP-dependent metalloprotease FtsH. The record is from RefSeq and is a predicted model, not a curated record. NCBI's taxonomy places the organism in Eukaryota, Haptophyta, Isochrysidales, Noelaerhabdaceae. Gene Ontology annotation, cellular component: chloroplast thylakoid. Gene Ontology annotation, biological process: proteolysis. Gene Ontology annotation, molecular function: ATP binding; ATP hydrolysis activity; ATP-dependent peptidase activity. Bases 4 to 1593 code for a protein of 529 amino acids. The transcript is spliced from 9 exons.